Dibothriocephalus latus is the source of this 876-nucleotide messenger RNA. The record is from the annotation of a GenBank genome assembly. Lineage: Eukaryota; Metazoa; Platyhelminthes; Cestoda; Diphyllobothriidea; Diphyllobothriidae.
UUGUCGUUGUCGUCAGUCUCUGAUCCUGAUGAUGAGCCAGAAUUUGUGGCCGAACACCGUCUAGUCAUCCCGCUUGACGAAGAAGAGGCAGAGGAUAAAUACGAAGGGGGCUUUGACAUUAAACUCCCUCCGAUGGUACAUUUGGAUGCAAGUCUAGUUGACGAGUCCGAAGCUGUGGACACUACAGACCGCGAUCGGGCCCUGGCUGACCUGGACUCUGAACGGAAGCUUCGUCGCAAACUUGAGCUUGAACUGUCAGAGUUUAAGUUUAAAUACCAAGUAGCAAGCGAUGAUGCUGUUCGGCUGCGCGAAGAAUUAGCCAGCGUGCGCGCCGUGAUGUUCGCACUCCAAACUUCCAGGGACCACUCGGAUAAAUUCGCUUCUGGAUCCACGUCGGAUCUUGAAGGACUCCCCGAUCCCAAACGUCCAAAAAUUCUGUCUGGGAGCUAUGAACUCAUCAAAUCGAUGCUUCUCUCGCCGACGGGACGCUGUCGUGUCGUCGCAGCUUGUGAUUACAUAAACCUCCUUUGCGUCUCCCAGCCUUCCAGUAAUCCUCUUUUCAAGGGUUUUGGUUUUCGGAAGGUACACACCGGUGAACUGCGUCCACUCAAGUAUAUCCACUUGCACUCACAGCCCAUUCGGGAUCUCGCCCUGCAUCCCGAAUUAGAGGAUGGCAUAGUCGCCUCCGCGAGCAUGGACAAGUCGCUCAAACUCACCAGUCUGCUCGUUGAUCAGGUAAGUGAUCCUUCCUGCAAGAGUUUUGUUACCCUUCUGACGUUAGACGGACACUUUUCCCCUUUAUCCUAUCUUAUGGGUCCUCACUCGAAGGUGCGCAAACUUUACGUGUCAUGUAAUACAGUAGUCGCCGGUUAUUAA